This is a messenger RNA of Dictyostelium purpureum, 615 nucleotides long. RefSeq lists its product as uncharacterized. Lineage: Eukaryota; Evosea; Eumycetozoa; Dictyosteliales; Dictyosteliaceae. The transcript has 2 exons. The record is from RefSeq and is a predicted model, not a curated record. The coding region runs from base 1 to 615 and encodes 204 amino acids.
AUGAACAUUAAUUUCAAAAGGAUAAUAAGUAACUCAAUAUUUAUUAUAUCAAUACCAUGUUUAAUUCAUAAUCAUAUUUUUACAAUAAUGUAUGAUGACAAUAAAAAAAAUAAUAGAUUUUUUAAUAAUGAUAAAAUUAAAGAACCAAUAAAAUCAGAUAAUAGUCACAACAGUAGACCCAAUAAAAUAUUUGAAAUGAUCACAACUGACAGUAAUGGUAACAUUGUUUCAACAUCAACCGCAACCAUUUCAAAUAAUAAUGAUAAUAAUAAUAAUAAUGAUAGUAAUGAUAAUAAUACCACAAUCACAGAAUCACAAAAUAUUAAAAAAGAAUACACCGAAAGAAAAUCAUUGUUACCAUUUAGAUUAAUAUUUAUUAAUAAAUUUUCAAAAAAUUAUAAACAAAAUGAUAUUGUUGCAUUAAUAGAUCCCAAAUCACCAAAUGAAACUAUUAUUAGAAAAGUUUUAGUUGCAUCUAAUGAUUUAUUGCAAUACUAUGCAACCGGAGUCCCCACAGGAUCAUUAAUGUACGCCGAACCUAACAAAGUGGGUGAGAAUUCCGCAAAGGUUACCCCAAAAGGUAUGGUGUUGGGUAAAGUUAUGUUCUAUAUAUAA